AUGCCACUCCCCGGCGAAGCAUCCCGGCCCUUCAUGCCUCCCCUAGCAACCGAGCUACAGCCUCCUCCCUCGCCCAGAACCCACCGCACCCUCCGCCGACUGCAAUCUGCCCACACUCUCGGCUCCAAGGCCUCGAGCCAAGCGUCGCUCAUCACCCAGCAGCGUCUUAGAGAACAACACCAGCAGUUGCAGAACCUACCGCAGCGAUCCAUGUCGCCCAUCAAGAGAGACGUCAGCGGGAGUUACGCGAAUCGCUCGCCGCAGCGGACGCGGGAGCGCGCGAAUAGCGAUGCGGCGAAUAAACAUCAUCUGAAUGCCGUGGCGGCGACGGGCGCGGGCGCCUCGAAGCAGCUGCAGCAACAGCAACAACAACAGCAGUCGGUGAGGAAGACGCCGUUGGCCCACGCGAAUCUAUCCAUGCAGCAGUUGUUUAGGGACGGGCCUCCGGAUGGGGAUUUCGCUGGGGCGUUGGAGGCGACGAGAUAUAAGAUUCUCGAUGAGGGUAUCAAGAGUGAUAGUGAUGGCAUGUCUUCCCUAAGGAUAUACGUCUGGCUCAUCCUCCUUGACGCCCCCAUCCUCUCCACCGACGACUACCUAGCCCUGAUCCACCGCGGCGCAUCACCCGCCUACUCCAAAAUCCGCAACGACACCUUCCGCACCCUCACCACCGACCCACUCUUCCGCCGCCGCGUCAGCGAAGCAAGCCUCAUCCGCCUUCUCAACGCCGUAGCCUGGAAACUCCACGACGCGCGGGAAUCCCAACGCCGCUCACGCCCGCCGAGCAGCCGUUCCUCCCUCGCGCCCGAUAACGUCUCUUCCUCCAACAACAGCCCCGCUCGAUCCGUCAACGUGAACUCGUCGCCCGCGGCCAAGAACCGCGCGCGAGCCCUCACGCUGACGACGGAGGGCUCCGAGUCCAGCGUGGCGCCCGAGCCGGGAACCUACGUGCAGGGCAUGAACGUGCUCGCCGCCCCGUUCCUCUACGCGGCGCGCAGCGAGGCUGAGGCCUUCGUCGCUUUUCACACGAUGCUUACGAGGGAAUGUCCUGGGUAUAUCCGCGGCGCCAUGGAUGGCGUGCAUAAGGGUCUGGCCCUCGUGGAUAAGGUGUUGGCGAUUGUAGAUCCUAAGCUGAGCUUGUACCUUACUUCGAGGGGGCUCAAGGCGGAGAUUUACGCUUUUCCUUCGGUGUUGACGCUGUGCGCUUGUACGCCGCCGUUACCGGAGGUGUUGCGGCUUUGGGACUUUUUGUUUGCGUAUGGGCCGCAUUUAAACAUUCUUUGCAUCGUUGCGCAGUUACAUUUGAUGCGGGAUAAGAUUCUAAAGUCUCCGAGCCCGAGCAAUUUGUUGAGAUCGUUCCCUGCGCUGCAGGCGGAUUUGAUCAAGAGGGUUUCGAUGACGAUUUUGCAGAGGAUUCCGAGGGAUGUCUAUGCUGAGAUCGUUGCGCACGCACAGUAG
Molecule: messenger RNA, 1455 nt
Organism: Scedosporium apiospermum
Lineage: Eukaryota; Fungi; Ascomycota; Sordariomycetes; Microascales; Microascaceae
Exons: 3
Coding region: 1-1455 (484 amino acids)
Biological process (GO): activation of GTPase activity; negative regulation of septation initiation signaling
Cellular component (GO): mitotic spindle pole body
Molecular function (GO): GTPase activator activity
Source: RefSeq, a predicted model, not a curated record